AUGGCUGACACCAAGGAAAAGGACGCUAACGUCACGGUCGAUAUCCGCAAGGAAAUUGACAUUAUCACUGAUUCGGAAAGCACCACUAGUUCUUCGUUCGAGAAAAAUCCAUUUUUGGACCCUGUUGUUGCCGAACAUUACAGAGAAGUCUACGAGAAAGCCCAGUACGAAUGUCGUAGCGCUUUUGACCCAGAAUUUGAGUGGGAACCACAGGAAGAAAAAAAGCUUAUCAGAAAGUUGGAUUUUCGUGUUGCAUUUACGGCAUGUUUGAUGUUCCUCAGUUUGCAAGUUGAUAGAGGAAAUCUCUCCCAAGCUGUUUCGGAUAACUUGUUAGAUGAUUUGAAAUUGACAACCAAUGACUUUAACACUGGUAAUACUAUUUUCUUAGUGUGCUUUCUCUUGGCUGAAAUUCCUUCCCAGCUUAUCUCCAAAGCAUUGGGUCCUGAUAUUUUCAUCCCAUUUCAAAUUUGUGCUUGGAGUAUUGUUGCUAUGAGUCAAGGUGCCUUGCAGGGCAAGGCUUCUUUCUACGCAACUAGAGCUUUGAUUGGAAUGCUUGAAGGUGGGUUUAUUGCAGACUUGGUUUUGUGGUUGAGUUACUUCUACAAGAGUAAUGAAUUGCCUAUUAGAUUGUCAUGGUUCUGGACCACUUUAUCUUUGUGUGAUAUUGGUACCUCUUUGGCUGCCUUUGGUUUGCUUCGUCUUCGUGGCCAUCAUGGUCUUGCUGGUUGGAGAUGGUUAUUUAUUAUUGAAGGUGCCUUUACUUUGACUAUUGGUUUGUUGUCCUUCUACUUGAUGGUUCCUUCUGCGUUGCAAACAAAAAGCUGGAUGCACCCUAAGGGCUGGUUCAAUGAGCGCGAAGAAAAGAUAGUGGUCAACAGAGUUUUGAGAGACGAUCCAUCCAAGGGUGAUAUGCACAACAGACAGGCUUUAUCGCCCAGGAUGAUCUGGAAGGCUUUGUCCGAUUACGAUUUAUACCCUCUUUAUGCAAUUGGUUUACUUGCUUAUGCCCCAACAUCUACCGUGAGUGCGUAUAUGACUCUUACAUUGAAACAGUUGGGUUUCUCUACAUUCAACACUAAUUUGUUGACUAUCCCAUCCAGUGUUCUUCAUAUUAUCCUCUUGUUGGCUAUUACUUGGUUAUCGGAAAGAGUCAAUCAAAGGGCUUUGGUCUCUUUGGCUGUCCCCCUUUAUACUGUUCCUUUGAUGGGUAUUCUUGCGUUCUGGAGCGAGUCUAUGUCGAAUGCUUGGGGUACUUGGGCAGUGUUGACCGUGCUCUUGGGUGUUCCUUACAUCCAUGCCAUUGUUGUCGCCUGGGUUUCAAGAAACUCGUACGCUAUUAGAAAUCGGUCUGUGGCAAGUGCGACUUAUAACAUGGCUGUACAAUUGGGUAACAUCUAUGCUAAGAAUAUCUAUAGACAAGAUGAUAAACCAUUGUACAGAAGGGGUAAUAGGCAAUUGUUCAUUUUGGCUAUUGCUUUGUUCCCAUUGCUUCUUCUCGUAAAGGCAUACUACAUAUACAGAAAUAAGCAAAAGGAUACGAUCUGGAAUGCCAUGACAGCAGAAGAAAAAGACGACUAUAUGAAGAACAGUACUGAUGAAGGCAAUAAGAGAUUGGACUUCAGAUUUGCUCACUAGUAUUAGUUCGUGGUUUUCUUUGUCGAGCAUCAACUUGCUACUUUCAAUUCCUGCGCGUGAUUUGCUAUAUAGAUAUAUAGGUGAUUUAAUUAUUAUUAAUUUACUGGCUACACCUCGUGGUCG
Messenger RNA from Scheffersomyces stipitis CBS 6054, 1758 nucleotides. Its product is annotated as putative allantoate permease. NCBI's taxonomy places the organism in Eukaryota, Fungi, Ascomycota, Pichiomycetes, Serinales, Debaryomycetaceae. Gene Ontology annotation, biological process: transmembrane transport. The transcript has a single exon. The record is from RefSeq and is a predicted model, not a curated record. Gene Ontology annotation, cellular component: membrane. Bases 1 to 1635 code for a protein of 544 amino acids. Gene Ontology annotation, molecular function: transmembrane transporter activity.